UUUUCUUAGCCGUGGGGGGGGGAGAAGGAGACCCGAGGAAGGGGAGGAAGAAGCGGGGUGUCGGUGGGAAAGGCGUCCGGUAGCGCCAGGCGGGGAGAAGGCCGCGCCGGGCCCGCCGAUGUUUGCCACAGAGUGAAGCACUUUGUGGACGGUCCCUGAGGCCGGGCCCGGAGGCGAAGCUCCGCCCGCGACGCCGCUCGGCUUCCGUAGUGUCUCUUUCUGGCUCAAAAAAUGUCAUCCAGCAAUCCAAACCUGAAUAUUCUGCCCAGAAGUGUCCUCAGCACCUUAAAGAACCCUGAUUAUAGUCCGUGGCAAAGAAAAAAUGUGGCCAAGAAACAAGCCUUAAGGUUAGCUUUGCCCCCCGUCAUGUUGCCAGAAAGGAAAAAAGAAGAAAAGAAGACGGGAGGAAGAUGGACGCCCGAAGACAAGAGACCAGUGGGGAAAACGGGCCCAGGCUUCGCUCUGAAAACACCAUCCUCCGUGAGACAGAAACCUGGCUGGACACAAACCAUGACAAAGGAAAUGAAGAUGGCGAGGAGUCUGGAGAACAUCAAAAUCUUGCAGCAAAUUUCCAGGAGCAAGACGUUCAGCCUGGAAGAACUGAAGCGACACUGCAGUGUGCUUCUGGAGAAGAACAAGGCGCUUGUGGAGAAGAUUGAGAUGAUGGACGCUGACAUUGCCAGCCGGGCCAGGGACCUUCUCCAGCAGUAUGACAUGUUUGGGACAAUCAUUGCGACGCUUCAGGACUCCAAUCAGAACAAAGUUGGUGUCACAAAAGCAGAAUACCUGGCUUCCGAAAAAAUGGUGGAGAAGAAUAUGGGAAAACUGGACCUGGAGGCGAAGCGCAUGCAGAGCAAAGUGCAAGCCGUCCAGGAGGAGCUCAAUGUCCUGCGGACUUACAUGGACAAGGAGUAUCCAGUGAAGGCUGUCCAGAUCGCAUCCCUAAUGCGCAGCAUCCGGAACCUGAGUGAAGAGCAGCAGGAUGAAUUGGAAGAUAUUGAAGAUCUGUCCAAACGGUUUCUGGAAGGCUUAGCAGCGAAGGCCCGCGAAGAACAGGAAUGCAUUUUGCAGGCUGUCGCAGAGGAGAAGCUGAUGCAGUACCAAGAGGGCCUGGAACAGAUGAACAGGAACAACCUGGAGCUGAAGAGACAAAUAGAAUUGCAAAAGGAGGUAAUUGAUGAGCUGAGGAAAGAAAUCGGCGACUUGCACAAGAGCAUUAUAAAGCUGCAGCACUCCGUCGGAGAUCCACGGGAUAUGAUUUUUGCCGAUGUCCUUCUCCGCAGGCCAAAAUGUACUCCGGAGAUGGAGGUUGUCCUCAAUGUCCCCACUGAUGAGGCUUCAUUUCUGUAGCCGAUAAAGGUGUGGUUGGCAUGACGCAUCUCUCUCCUUGUCAUCUCUCAGAUGGGCCAGGUCCCUACUGCUUUGCUGAAGAAUAGUGGAGGUCUCUCCAACCGGCCGUGUUCCAAGUUCAGAAUUUUUUAA
This is a messenger RNA of Pogona vitticeps (central bearded dragon), 1482 nucleotides long. Lineage: Eukaryota; Metazoa; Chordata; Lepidosauria; Squamata; Agamidae. The record is from RefSeq and is a predicted model, not a curated record.